AUGAAUCCAACCUCAGUGGGAGGUGGCAGAGCCAAGCUACCUCAAUCUGUUGAGAGUAUGUUUGUUAAAGUACAUUUGCAAGAGUACUCGCUAGAAGAAGAAGCACGUAUAUUUCUUGAUCAAUUUGAUUCUAAACGUUUAGUGGGUGAUGAUGAUGGACGUAUAAAGGAAGACUUGCGGAAUCUGGUGCAGCUGCAUCGUGACGUUAAAGAGUUGGUUGAUCGCAAAGAAAUUGGAAAACAAGGCGGACCAUAUGAACUCAAUGUUCGAGACCUUCUAAAAAUGAGAGACGUGUUGUACGGAAAUAUCUUUUCUCUGCGGUCACAUCUUCAACUAACCGACGGUGAACGCCAAUCUAAGGUAGCAAGACAAGCUUUUGUCAACGACAACGCUCGUAUUGCAGCUUUACGAACGGCGGGCGAUUUGGUAUACAGCAAACGAUUUCUUAGUCUUGAAGAUCAAACAAAGGUAAUGACGGUCGUAGACAAGUUAUUUCCGUCUGUGGGUAUAGCCGACAACAUUGUUCAAAAUGUUACCAUAGACACGAACUUGCCCAACAGCGUUCAGAUUGGAUUUGUAUACCUGACAAAGGGUCACGAAGAAUCUCCCUUCACACCCCUUUUUCCAACGACGACAUUGAAUCAGCAACUUCAAGUCCUUGCAUCAGCUGUUGUCAGCGGACGUGUGGUCUUUUUGCAGGGGCCAACAUGCUCGCGUAAAACAUCACUUGUGUGUGAGUUAUCGCGUUUAUGUUGUCGCAAACUUUACGUUAUACCGCUAAGUGAAGAUACUGAUACCGACCGUCUUAUUGGUCACUGGACACCACGUCGCAUGUACAACAGUUCUGCUCUUCCGAUCGAUAUGUGUUGCUCAACAUUUUCUAAAUGCUUGAACUGCUUGCUGAGUUUGGGCUUGUUGUCUACUAGUACGGAUGACGUGCGGAUAAAGUUGCUCCGUGAUAUUAGUGAAGCACUGGAGGAGUUUGAAAAGGCGGGUUCUGAAAAUACUGAGGCUUUGAUAAACGCUUUCACUACACUGUGGAGAGCAUUUCAGCGUCUUGUCGGCACGCUUGAGAUAAAAGCUGAAGAGACAGACUUUAGUUCAGUUAGAGAUCAGUUGAUCAGAGAGCAGACAAUUAUAAAUGGAGCUUUGCAAGUACUGACACAAUCAAAGUCUACUUUGACCACCAGCACCACAGGAUUCGAAUUUGUUGAAAGCACACUCGUGCAGGCUGUUCGCAAAGGCGAUUGGGUUUUGCUCGACAACUUGUCUGCAGCUCCUUCUGAUGUCAUAGAAAGAAUCUUGUCAUUGGCGGAAUCUCCACAAAAACUUCAUUUGUUUGAAAGUCCACAAAAUGAAAAACUGUCAACUGGAAAUGGAAUUAGUUCAGGGUUUCGACUAUUUGCUACGGUGGAUCCUACUCGUCACAAGCAGACACAGUUGUCGUCAGCGUUUCUUAACCGUGUUAUCAGCAUUCAGUUGCCAGACGUUGAUUAUGAUGCAUUGAUCAAACUUCGACAGUCGCGCGAAGCGUCUUUAGCCGACACGGAGUUGUAUAAGAUUAUUGUCUCACAGAUGCAGAGCGUUACUGCUUGUCGAGCGUUGGCAAAGACGCUUGUUAAAAUACAUUGUGAAUUGCGCGAUAAGUGGUUUCGGGGUGAUUUGAAGACUGUCGGUGAUGUGCAGCUAACUUUCCGAACAGCCUUAAGAACUUCACAGCAGAUUGCUUACAUGAACCGUUUAGGAGUAAACCCAGUCAAAGCUAUGGUGAUUGCUGUUGGACAGCACUACGUUAAAUGCUGCAGACUAGACGGUCAACGUCACGUUCUAGCCCUUCUUUGUCAACAACUAAGCUGUAAACGCACAGAGGAAGACUUGCAGCACCUUCCUAAACAAGAUGACUGUUGGUUGUCUGAAUCUCAGGCAACGAUCCUUACUUUAUUACCAAAUAUUCAGACUACGCUUGCAAACCUUGUCAGAUUUGUUCUUGAGUGCUUGUGUUAUCAUUUGAAGGCUUUGAAGAAGGACAAGAGAGCAAAAGAGGAUGUUUCAUCGGCCGUGCAUGCAAUCUCAAGAGCAAUCGAUAGUCUACUGGAGCAAAUUUCGACUACCGACGAACUCAAAAGGCGUCUUGCCCAAAUACGUUCGCGUUGUCAGUUAAUAAAGUUAAAGGGACAAAGCAUUGCGUUUUCAGAGUUAGUAGAGGCCGUUGAGCAGUAUGUCACAACAUACGGAAAUGUGUCUUUAUCAACGUUAUCAUAUAAAGUAAGAGAUGGUUCAGAAUUAGCAUCUACUGCAGACAGUGUAAGUGCAGCUCUUCUUGUUAUGGGAUGUGAGAUAGAGACUUCUAUGUUAAACUCCUCUUUUGAAGAUGCUUUUCGUAAUCUGAACAUUGCUGACGAGGUCUUAAGUAUUAUCAAAUUAGCACAAGAAGCUAUCGAUCAACACGCAUGGCUGUCCGUGUAUUCGGUGCAGUUAAGCGAGAGGAACGGAGCAAGUGCUACAGCAAUACAAAUCGGUCUCGAUAAUGUUCGAAAUGCCAUAUCUGUGUGUUAUCAGCAUGCUACUGUUGUUGAUCGUGUUAAAGAGCCUUUGGGACUACUAAAGUUGGCUGUAGACAAUCUGCAGCGAGACUUUGCUGGACAUGCUACAAAAAGCGCUACAAUACUAACAACAGUUCAUCGUAUACUUCAAGAACGGAUUGCCAUCAACUGUGACCGAGAUCGUCUACUUGAGUUCUUGAAUAAUUACAAGCUGCUUCCAACGCAAAACGUGGCACAAUUAAAGUUGCUUCUUUAUUCCAUUGAAAUGCUCUUCGUCUCGAGCUCUUCUGUUCCACUCGCUCUCCGUGAAGUGAGUAAUGUGGAAUCGCCUGAUUUAGUAGAGAAACUGCGAGAUAUGUCAUUACUCGAGUGUAGUAUUGACAUUUGUAAGAGAAUUCAAAGACUGUUAUCGGAAAGUUUGGUUCCAGUAUUGAACAAACGAUCGUACAUUUGUAGCGCGCAGAGUAGGUUAGAUAGAGACGUCAUGUUUUUUGCUAAAGACGACAGUGUCAGUAGCGAUGAAAUUGCUGUAGAACGUGACCACCACACCUUGCAGGAAUUGCAGCAAGCAUUUGAAAACCAAAAAACCCUACUUUUGGAGAGUGAAGAUACUCAGUAUGUUCGAGAGUGGUACAGUGACGACAUCAGAAAGGUUCACUGUUCUAUUUUUCGUAUGUUAGCUACUGAAAAGCGAUCUAUUGAUACCGACAGUGAAAAAUUUCGACGGCUUCUGCUACAACUUCAACCGACAGAGCUGAAGUUGUCUCUUGGUCCUUUGUGGAUAGUGGUAUUUUCAGAGUUGUGUGAGUUUAUGUGGAGUUCGACUUUUUCACUUUACGAAAUGUGCUUGAUUUCGUGCUAUGACGAUUUAGAAGCAGAGUUGUCAGGACGUUCUUUGCAAAAAGCAUUGGUUUUUGUAGCUGAUAGGAAAGGUCUUUAUUAUUCGUUUGACGUAGUUAUCUCAAACACGGCCCAAAAUAUGGUUUACGUUCUUUCUUUAGAAAGGAGAAGUAAUAUCAAUCGUUCCAGUGAGCUUUUGAAUAGCGUGGUAAAAGCAGUUAAAACUCAAACUUCUCAUAAUUCAAGUUCGGUGGAAGUCAUCGAUAUACAUGUGUGCGUAGAUGCUUUAUUGUUUCAGACAAACAAUGUGGCUUGUUUGCUACCUGCGAUAGCUCUUAAAGAUGUUUCUUUAACUAGACCUGGACUAGAAAUCGCUUUUCGCCAAGAGGAGGUUGCUAGAUUGCAGAAGAAAUUACUCAGCUGCUACCAGAGACUAUCAACUGUUUUAAAGAGAUCAACUGCUGAAGUGAUUGUUCGACACCACGUACUGCAAGUAGUCAACGUAGUUAGUGAUCUCCACGAAACUUUUUCUGCAAAUUCUCCGAACACGUCUGUGGCUGAUAUCUACGCAGUGACAGAUUGCAAAUCUUUUGAGACUCGUGUUGGUAAUAUAAAGAGAAAUCUUGAAGAACAGUUGGAUUGUUUUGUAAGCAGUCUUGUUCCACAAGCUCUCACGCAGCGAUAUCGAAAACGAACGUUUGCCAAGAGAUUUGCGUUUAUUGCAAAUACUACAAAGACGUGGGAAGCAAAACACAAAUUCGAAAGCAUUAACACAGUGGAGUUUAGUAUGGCGUGCAGUUAG
Molecule: messenger RNA, 4185 nt
Organism: Corticium candelabrum
Lineage: Eukaryota; Metazoa; Porifera; Homoscleromorpha; Homosclerophorida; Plakinidae
Exons: 2
Coding region: 1-4185 (1394 amino acids)
Biological process (GO): ribosomal large subunit assembly; ribosomal large subunit export from nucleus
Cellular component (GO): preribosome, large subunit precursor; nucleus
Molecular function (GO): ATP binding; ATP hydrolysis activity
Source: RefSeq, a predicted model, not a curated record